UUUCUUUUCGUAAUAGUCUUUGUCUUCUAUCUAUAGGACAUCACGCGAGAUAGAUCUAGCUGAUUAGCUGACAUUCUUUCACUUUUCAGUGUGCUUUUACAAUGGAAGCUCUUUUCAUUGACAUGGAGUUCGCAAGUUUAACAUCUUCUUAUCGUGAUUAAAACGUGUACAUUUUGUUAUUGCUUACAAUUUUUGGUUUCGAAGAAAGUUGACAAGAUGUCUGAGGACAAGAAGACAUUCUCCGUUGCAGACUAUAUUGUAUUUAUUGCCACUUUGGCCAUCUCAGCCGUUAUUGGAAUAUUUUAUGCCAUCAAAGACAGGAGGCAACAGAGUACAAAACAGUUUCUUAUGGCUGACAACAGCAUGAGGUUUCUGCCCAUUUCCUUAUCGGUCCUGGCCUCGUUUUUCUCAGCAUCAACUUUGCUCGGAACUCCAGCAGAAAUUUACCAGUUUGGAACGAUGUAUUGGAUAUCCGCGUUUGGCGCCGUUUUUGCGCCGUUGGCAGGAGCGCUGUUGUUUGGGCCAAUGUUUUUUCGUAUUAAAGUAGUUAGUGUCUUUGAGUAUUUAGAGCUGAGGUUCCACUCAAAGUUAGUCAGAUUGUUUGGAGCUUUCAUAUUUCUUCUCAGAGCGACAAUAGGUAUGGGUAUAGUGCUGUAUGGCCCAUCAACAGCUCUAAGUGCAGUGACCGAGUUCCCAACAUGGGCUGUGAUUGUCAUCGUAGGAGUUCUCUGCACUUUUUACACCAGUAUUGGUGGACUAAAGGCUGUCAUCUGGACUGAUGUGUUCCAGACUCUGGUCAUGCUGGCUGGCAUGAUGGCUGUUCUAAUCAAGGGUUUUAUGGUCUCUGGAGGAGGUGAAUCAGUUUGGAACAUCAACUACCAAGGAAUGAGGAUCGAAUUCUUUAAUUUUGAUUUUGACCCCAGAGUCAGACACACGUUCUGGGCGCUGCUCAUCGGUAUUUUCUUCAUCUGGCUACCCCCGUACACAGUGGACCAGCAGAUGGUGCAGAGGUUUUCAUCGGCCAGGUCACUCAGAGACGCUAAAAUAGCCCUGCUACUUAAUGUCCCUGGAAUGUUUAUAAUGAUCAGCCUCUGCUCACUGACUGGCCUGGUGCUCUUUGCCCACUUUGCUAAUUGUGAUCCUCUGAAACAGAAGAAGAUUGGAAACCCAAAUCAGCUAUUACCUUAUUAUGUUAUGGAAAUUCUUGGAAAUGCUCCGGGAAUUCCAGGUCUCUUUGUCUCCAGUCUGUUCAGUGGAGCUUUAAGUUCUGUCUCAUCCAUGCUGAAUUCAUUAUCCGCAGUCACGUGGGAAGACUUUAUGAAACCUCACAUGAAGUCCACAACAGACGCCAGGGCUACACUCAUUACCAAAUGUUUAGCUGUCGUUUACGGUGCUAUUGGAAUCGGUGUUGCCUUUUUGGUCCAAGAAUUAGGAGGCACUGUUUUACAGAUAUCUCUAACUCUUAACGGUGCUGCUGGUGCUCCUUUGGUUGGUCUCUUCAUUCUUGGUUCAUGUUUCUCAAGUACCAACUCCAUCGGUGCUUUGGUUGGCGGGGCGCUUGGACUUACGUUCUCCCUGUGGCUUAGCGUUGGCGCCUACCUGUCUAAACCAGUCACCAACAGGCUCCCAGUAACUAUGGCUGGUUGUAAUAUCAGCACUAAUGAAACUUUUUACUUCUACCAUACCGAAGACUACCUUAACUAUACUCGGACCAGUGUGGACACACUGGAGGGCAUAGACAACUUCUACGGACUGUCAUAUCUCUGGUUCUCUGCACUUGGCAUCGUGUCAUGUGUCAUUGUCGGACUUAUUGUCAGUUGGAUAACAGGUCCAACUAAAGACGUUGAUCCAUCCCUACAGCUUGAAAUCUUCAGGAAAGUUAGGUCCCUUUGUUCACAGGCCAAAGACUCGAUGACUCUAUCACACAAGGAAGAGAGCUCCACUCUGAAUGGAAACACAAUCAAAGAUAUAAAAGAAAGUUUUCAAGUCAAAGGAUCCACGAAGCUGUAGUGAUGGCAGACUUUACUAAUCACUAUAUUAACCCAUUGUAUCAAGAUGUUCAGGAUACAAAACAUAUGAAGUGAAAAAAACAAAACAGAAUGCAAGAAACAACUUAUUAAAUAAAUAAAUAAAUAUACAUAUAUAUAUAUAUAUAUCAAACACUCACGUGCAUGAAUGUAUAAAUUAAGUUUUUUUUUAAACCUAAUGAAACAAUAACAUUCAUA
Messenger RNA from Biomphalaria glabrata, 2225 nucleotides. RefSeq names its product sodium-coupled monocarboxylate transporter 1-like. Gene Ontology annotation, molecular function: symporter activity. The coding region runs from base 217 to 2010 and encodes 597 amino acids. Gene Ontology annotation, biological process: transmembrane transport; sodium ion transport. Gene Ontology annotation, cellular component: membrane. NCBI's taxonomy places the organism in Eukaryota, Metazoa, Mollusca, Gastropoda, Planorbidae. The transcript has 15 exons. The record is from RefSeq and is a predicted model, not a curated record.